Molecule: messenger RNA, 1614 nt
Organism: Oryza sativa Japonica Group (Japanese rice)
Lineage: Eukaryota; Viridiplantae; Streptophyta; Magnoliopsida; Poales; Poaceae
Product: UDP-glycosyltransferase CGT-like
Molecular function (GO): UDP-glycosyltransferase activity
Source: RefSeq, a predicted model, not a curated record
UACACGACCCAAGCAGCAGCAGCACGCACACGGCACACCUACUCCCGCUUCACAUCGCCAGGUGUUCGACCGAGGCCACCACCGGCAAUGCCGAGCUCUGGCGACGCGGCGGGCAGGCGGCCGCAUGUGGUGCUCAUCCCGAGCGCCGGCAUGGGCCACCUCGUCCCCUUCGGCCGCCUCGCCGUGGCGCUCUCCUCCGGCCACGGCUGCGACGUCUCCCUCGUCACGGUGCUCCCCACGGUGUCCACCGCGGAGUCGAAGCACCUCGACGCGCUGUUCGACGCGUUCCCGGCGGUGCGGCGGCUCGACUUCGAGCUCGCGCCGUUCGACGCGUCGGAGUUCCCCAGCGCCGACCCGUUCUUCCUCCGGUUCGAGGCCAUGCGGCGGUCGGCGCCGCUGCUCGGCCCGCUCCUCACCGGCGCCGGCGCAUCGGCGCUCGCCACGGACAUCGCGCUGACAUCCGUCGUCAUACCCGUGGCGAAGGAGCAGGGCCUCCCGUGCCACAUCCUCUUCACCGCCUCCGCCGCGAUGCUCUCCCUCUGCGCCUACUUCCCCACAUACCUCGACGCCAACGCUGGCGACGGCGGCGGCGUCGGCGACGUCGACAUCCCCGGCGUGUACCGCAUCCCCAAGGCCUCCAUCCCGCAGGCGCUGCACGAUCCCAACCACCUCUUCACCCGCCAGUUCGUCGCCAACGGCCGGAGCCUCACGAGCGCCGCCGGCAUCCUCGUCAACACGUUCGACGCCUUGGAGCCGGAGGCCGUCGCGGCCCUGCAGCAGGGCAAGGUCGCCUCCGGCUUCCCGCCGGUGUUCGCCGUGGGGCCACUUCUCCCGGCGAGCAACCAGGCAAAAGAUCCGCAGGCAAACUACAUGGAGUGGCUCGACGCGCAGCCGGCGCGGUCGGUGGUGUACGUGAGCUUCGGCAGCCGCAAGGCCAUCUCAGGGGAGCAGCUCAGGGAGCUCGCCGCCGGGCUGGAGACCAGCGGCCACAGGUUCCUGUGGGUGGUGAAGAGCACCGUCGUGGACAGGGACGACGCCGCCGAGCUCGGCGAGCUGCUCGGCGAGGGGUUCUUGAAGCGGGUGGAGAAGCGAGGCCUCGUCACCAAGGCAUGGGUGGAUCAGGAAGAGGUCCUGAAGCACGAGUCCGUGGCGCUGUUCGUGAGCCACUGCGGCUGGAACUCGGUGACGGAGGCGGCGGCGAGCGGCGUCCCGGUGCUGGCGCUGCCGAGGUUCGGCGACCAGCGGGUGAACUCCGGCGUGGUGGCGCGCGCCGGGCUCGGCGUGUGGGCGGACACCUGGAGCUGGGAGGGGGAAGCCGGGGUGAUCGGCGCAGAGGAGAUAUCGGAGAAGGUGAAGGCGGCGAUGGCGGACGAGGCGUUGCGUAGGAAGGCGGCGAGCCUCGCCAAGGCCGCCGCGAAGGCCGUCGCCGGCGGUGGAUCGAGCCACCGUUGUCUGGUCGAGUUCGCGCGGCUGUGCCAAGGGGGAACAUGUCGCACUAAUUGAGUACUGAGACAUGGGUUCUAAUUUAAAUAAUUCGGAUGGAAUCCUUGUUACAGAUUUUAAAUUGGAAUAAGAAAUGAAGCCAUAUGAAAUUUGGAAGAAUUUUAAAUUUAA